Messenger RNA from Micropterus salmoides (largemouth bass), 2578 nucleotides. It is a transcript of the gene alx1, whose product is annotated as ALX homeobox 1. The transcript is spliced from 4 exons. NCBI's taxonomy places the organism in Eukaryota, Metazoa, Chordata, Actinopteri, Centrarchiformes, Centrarchidae. Gene Ontology annotation, molecular function: RNA polymerase II transcription regulatory region sequence-specific DNA binding; DNA-binding transcription activator activity, RNA polymerase II-specific. Gene Ontology annotation, biological process: negative regulation of DNA-templated transcription; embryonic skeletal system morphogenesis; positive regulation of transcription by RNA polymerase II. Bases 493 to 1458 code for a protein of 321 amino acids. The record is from RefSeq and is a predicted model, not a curated record.
AUUUUAGGGCAUGUUGCUAUUCACUUUAUUCCGGUACCCCAAAAACGAAAUGAAUCAACAGCAGAGACCAGCGACCUUGAGUAUACAGUGAUCAGAUUAAAUCCCAUUUGCAGUCACAACUUGUAGCUGUAGAUAAAUUAUUGCCUCAUUCUGGAUGUCUAAACAUGUUGUAAAUUAAAGUCACUUUUGAUUGUUUCCUCCCAAAGUCGUUGCGGAUCUAGAAUCUCUUCAAACUGCUGUUUGGUUUGGAUUCAGGUCGUGGGAGGAGUUGGGUGCUGUUUCAUAUUCAGAGAGGAGGGGGACUCUUUAAGGAUCUCAUUCUCUUUGGGGCUAUAAAGACGUUGUGCCUGCAAGACAGAGCAAAUUAACUCCAUUGGCGAAUUAUUGCAUUACAAGGCAUUGCUCCGCUCAUCGGUGCGCGACGACGAUUAGUUUCUUCUUCUUCUUUUUUUUAUGGUGACAUUUGAUUAAAGCGAGCGGAUUACAGUUAAGAUGAUGGAGUAUAUGGAGGAUAAGUUUGCGUUGAAAAGCCAAUCGAUGAAGGCAAGCGAUUACUACAUGGACCAAGUCAUGGAGAGCCUGGACAGCGCGCAGUACUUCACAAAGACUUCCCCGAAAUGUGUGCAGGCCUUCGGGCUUCAGAGCGGCGAACACCGCUCCUCGCCCUGCGGAGACCAAAACGCCAAUUACGCUGGGCCAAAAACAGACGACGACACUUUGCACUCGGACCUCGGGAGGACGAUGGACAAUUGUUGCACUGUUCGGGCGUCUCCGGUGACAACUGGACAGGAGAAAACGGAUUUGGACGACAUGGGAGACAAGUGCGACAGUAACGUGUCCAGCAGCAAGAAAAGGAGACACAGGACGACCUUCACCAGCUCGCAGCUGGAGGAGCUGGAGAAAGUCUUUCAGAAAACUCACUAUCCAGAUGUUUAUGUGAGGGAACAGCUGGCCAUGAGGACGGAAUUAACAGAGGCCAGAGUGCAGGUGUGGUUUCAGAACAGAAGAGCAAAGUGGAGGAAAAGAGAGCGCUAUGGGCAGAUCCAACAAGCCAAAACUCACUUUGCAGCCACCUAUGAUUUAUCAGUGUUACCAAGGACCGACAGCUACACACAGAUUCCUAACAACCUGUGGCCGAGCCCUGCUCCCGGUGGCUCUGUGGUCUCCUCCUGCAUGCUGCCCCGAGGCUCCCCUCCUUGCGUCACUUCCUACUCGCACUCGCCUCGUUCAGCUGCCGGUGCCGCAGACCACAGCUACGUGGGCUUCCCCAAUCAGCAGAACCAGUUUGGUCAUGUAUCCCUAAACAACUUCUUCAGUGCAGACUCCCUCCUAACACCAGCUGCCAACGGCCACCAUGCCUUUGAGACCAAGCCCGAGUUCGAGAGGCGCUCGUCCAGCAUCGCUGUGCUGCGCAUGAAGGCCAAGGAACACACGGCCAACAUCUCGUGGGCCAUGUGAUCAGGGCUGCUGUGCAUGUCUGGAAAGUGUGGAUAAUGUAUGGAAAAAUAUUUUUAAGAAGUUUUUACCAAGUGUGGGAAUUGUCCAAAGAGUCUGAAAUCAUGUUCAAAAAAACUCAAUCCAGAUAUAACAAGACCAUCUAGUGAUACUAGCCACUUAUUUGUUGUGAAUAAAAAUCUGCUGUGGAGUGAAAUGGCCAAUUUCACAUAAUACUGCCCUGCUAUUUACAUCUGCGUCAUUUGUAACUCAUUUUAUUCACUGAGUCACUAAAAUAAGGUCUGGAUAAAGUACCUAAAUGGAAAAUAAGUGAGGAUUUGUGGUUUUCAGCAUUUUCUAAAAGUUGCAAGUCAAUAAUCUAAAGCUAUGAACUAAAAAAUAAAUUGCCAUAAUGCUUUGUGACAGACACAAACAGCUGUGUUUCUGGUCUGAGGCAGAUCUACAGUAGGGUGGACUGAUACUAUUAGUAAAAUACAAUGAAGUAGUCAAAGACACUUUUGAAAGGUGGAGUUUUUCUAGACUUUCAUGUAGCUUAGCUAAAGCGAUAUAUACAUAUCAUUCAUACUUUCAGGGUAAUGUCCAGUGCAUUGUUUUACAGCCCACAAACUGUUGUCCUUUCUGGUCAGACCAGAUGGUUGAUGAACCCUUCGGUGGAGGUGAGAGCUCUGAUAUGAAUAAGCUUUCUUUGUUGUUGUUUUUUUAUGGAGGUUGGGAAGUCCUCAGUGUUUCCUCUUUAUCGAGACAGAAAGAAAGUGUGAAAGGCAGGGGAAGCAAGUACAACUCCAGGUGCCUGUGGGAUUGGAUCCCCGUGUGGGUACAUGUGGAUCCAGAGGGAGGGGUCCCAAACCACUAUAGCAUUUCUAAGCACUGUGAAUAAGCUUCCUUUACCUGCGCCUUUUAUCUUCCUCCCUCGUUCCAGCUCAGGACUGAAGAUGAGCAGCAUUGAGACAAACUGACUCGACGUACUGAGGUGUCUGUGUGCUUUGCAGCAAAGCUCUGUAAUAUCUGUCGUCUGCCUCUGUUCUGUAUCACAGGUACAGGACGCAGGCAGAAGAGGCAGGUUUUAAAAUAGUAUGUUUUGUAAAUUUAUCUGGUGGAAGCAUAAUAAAUGAAUGUCACUUCA